Molecule: messenger RNA, 1461 nt
Organism: Sclerotinia sclerotiorum 1980 UF-70
Lineage: Eukaryota; Fungi; Ascomycota; Leotiomycetes; Helotiales; Sclerotiniaceae
Exons: 4
Coding region: 1-1461 (486 amino acids)
Source: RefSeq, a predicted model, not a curated record
AUGGCGACAACCAAACCGACAACUAAUAAUACAACACGAUCCUCAAAACUCCCCGUCAGACGUACAUCGGCAUCAACGGCCAGCAUUAUCUCUUCAAUGACGACCGUAAUGCCUAUCACUACAAAUCGAAAUUCUUUACCUGCUUUGGCAGAAACUACCAGACGCGCCACGCAUGUUACAAGAAAUGUACAAUGCACACAUUUGACUACUACGCGUCUCUUUACCAGAGAGUUUCGAUGUGGGAUUUGUUUCCGAGAAGGUUCAUUUGGAUGGGUGUGGAGAUGUACUCAAGAUCGUGAACUCAUGUUAGAGGAUGACAUGGAUCAUGGACACGCUAGUCAAGAGAAACUGGACGACCUCUGUGAUAUUUUCCCAAGACGUACGGCACCCAGACCUCGUGGACCAGAGGCACGUAAGUCGAGACUGAGUUUCCUGGAUGAAAUCAGUAACAAAGAUCUCAAAACCUAUACACCUGCGCAAAUCCAGACUAUUCUCAGACAACGCAGUCAUCUUCUUGACGUACUUACCGAUUCUGAGGAGCCUGAACUCACACCGUCAAACUCUUCCACCAACAUUCCCCGCUUUCUGUUCAAUCCUUUCUCCCGCCCAUCGCUCAGUACCGCUCAAACAGUCCCAAAUAUGAGAGUCACAAACCCCCGUCCAUGGCUACCGUCUAGAGGUACAGAGUGCCAGUUCAAAUGUUGCCACACAUGCCGGCCAACCCUCCUCGAUCGCAGCUUUCUCAGUCUCAAUGCAAUUUUGGAUGACGACCUACCUUGCACUGCCAUCACUGGGUUUGGAUUUAAUUUACAGAAAUUCAGGCCUGUAGCCAAGGUUGAGGUUGUUAAAAAUUUGGGAUUAAGACCAAAUCCUGUUCCUGUUGAGGUCAAUCCGAGUCGAUCACGAUCUCGAAACCUAAGAUAUCAAAAACGAGCAGCGAACCUUAGCCUUGGUAUUCUUACUCAUCGAUCAAAUGCCACUCCAAUUCCUAACAACCCAAACUACAAUUCUUCGCCUUCUCCAACAGAUACCUGCAAUCCAUCACAUCCAGCUCGUAACUCUUUCCCCAGAUCUGAUAUCUUUUCCAACUCUCCUUCCUCCACCCCGGGGUCUUUUCCAACUUCUUCUUCCGAAACCACUUCAACGUCUAGUGAAUCUAGCGCCUAUCCUUUUCCUUACAUCGCCAUGUCAGGUCCUACCUACCAAUCAAACAAUAUAACCAAUCCAUUCACCUCAAAUUCGAAUAUUCCCCAAAACCACGCAGUGCUAAUUCCUCUUCCUCCACAAACUCCAUCUGAAGUCUCACUAUUAGCUACUCCUACUACACCAACUUUAAUGGAAGAAUCCGAGUCUGAUGGUCACUUUUUUGGUGCGGAACCAUUGGAAGUAGAGGAUGGGGUUGCUGUUAUGGAGGAAGGUGUGGGUUUACAUGUUCCAGAUGUUUUGAUUACACAAUAUUAA